AUGGCUCUCCCCGGCCGACAACGACUACCAACCUCCCCAUUUUUCUCCCUCGUGAUACUCCCGUUCCUAGUAUUCCUCCUCGGCUUCGGCGGCUCAGUUUCUGCCGCCGGCUCCAGCGUCAUCGGUCUCGAUGUCGGUACCGAAUACUUCAAGGCCGCUCUCGUGAAACCCGGCGUUCCCCUCGAAAUUGUGCUCAGCAAGGACUCAAAGCGCAAGGAACCGGCUGCCAUUGCGUUCAAGCCGACGAGAGAAAGCGACGCUCCCUUCCCCGAGCGAUUCUACGGUAGUGGUGCGCUGGCCCUGGCGGCUCGGUACCCAGAUGAUGUUUACAUGAAUCUCAAGACUUUGUUGGGCGUGCCCUUCAACGAUGGAAACGAUGAUACGGUCAAGGAGUACUGGAGCCGGUAUCCAGCUCUCAAGCUUGAAAGUGCUCCCGAUGGCCGUGGCUCAGUGGCCAUGCGCUCGAACCGACUCGGCGAGGCGGAGAAGAAGGAUGCGUUCUUGGUUGAGGAAAUUUUGGCCAUGCAAUUGAAGGAAGUCAAGUCCAACGCGGAUCUCUUGGCUGGGAAGGGAUCCGAUGUCCGAGAUGUCGUGAUUACCUACCCCGCAUUCUACACCGCGGAGGAGAAGAAGAGUCUCUCCAUGGCCGCCGAGUUGGCCGGUCUGAAGAUCGAAGCUCUUAUCAGCGAUGGGUUGGCUGUUGGUCUGAACUACGCCACCAGUCGCACUUUCCCUAGCGUCUCGGACGGUGAGAAGCCAGAAUACCAUGUUGUUUUUGAUAUGGGAGCCGGCUCGACUACCGCAAGCGUGUUGCGCUUCCAGAGCCGUCAGGUCAAAGACAUUGGCAAGUACAACAAGACCGUCCAGGAAGUCAAUGUUUUGGGGGCUGGCUGGGACAAGACGCUCGGUGGUGACGCCCUGAACGAUCUCAUUGUCAACGACAUGGUUGAGAAUCUUGUCCAGGAAAAGAAGCUCAAGGGCAAGGUCACCGUUGAGGAGAUUAAGGCGCACGGAAAGACCAUGUCGAGACUCUGGAAAGAUGCGGAAAAGGCUCGCCAGGUUCUAAGCGCUAAUGGCGACACUAGCGCAAGUUUCGAGGGGCUCUACGACGAGGAGGUCAACUUCAAAUACAAGAUCACCCGCGCCCACUUCGAGAAACUGGCUGCUGGUCAUGCAGCUCGCAUCAAUGGUCCUUUGGAACGGGCCCUUGAAUCUGCCAACCUAAAGCUCAACGAUAUCGAUUCCAUCAUUCUCCACGGUGGUGCCGUUCGCACUCCAUUCGUCCAAAAGCAGCUGGAGAAAAUCUCGGGUUCUUCGAAAAAGAUUCGGUCCAACGUUAAUGCCGAUGAGGCCGCUGUGUUCGGUGCCGCUUUCAAAGGAGCUGCUCUCAGUCCUAGCUUCCGUGUUAAGGAGAUUCGUGCCAGUGACGCCGCUUCUUACCCUGUUAUUCUCCAGUGGAAGUCAGAUGGCAAGGACAGAAACCAAAAGCUGUUCACUGCUACUUCUCAGGUCGGCCCGGAGAAGCAGGUUACUGUUAAGAACCUGGAUGAUUUUGAGUUCAGCUUCUACCAACAGAUUCGGGAUGGAGAUAACCUUCCCGUCCUAAGUGUUGAGACUCAAAACCUCACAGCCUCUGUCGCCAAGCUCAAAGACAGCUUUGGCUGCUCGGCUGCAAAUAUUACCGCCAAAUUCAACAUUCGUCUGAAUCCCAUCGAUGGUCUCCCCCAGGUCACCAGUGGCAAUGUCAGCUGUGAGGUUGAAGCAGAGAAGAAAGGCAUUGUCGAUGAUGUCAAGGGCUUCUUUGGCCUCGGAUCCAAGAAGGGAGAUCAGCAGCCCCUCGGUGAAGACGAGGCAAGUGAAUCAAUUACCCUUGAGCCCGAGGUUGAAUCAUCGACGACUUCCGCAAGCGCUGCUUUCACUACCAGCGCCACCAAAGACAGCGGCAAGGCCACCGCGCAGACUAAGCUGGAGAUUAUCCCCAUUGCUCUCAAGUCUACUCCUCUUGGAACCAAGGCCCCCCUCGACCGUGAUCGUGUCCUGCGCGAGGAAGCUCUCAACGAGCUGGAAUCGUUCAUCUAUCGCAGCCGUGAUCUUGUGGACAACGAGGAAUUUGCCACGGCCAUCAAGGCGGACCAGCUGUCUACAUUGCAGGACAAGCUAUCCACUUCCAGCGACUGGCUAUACGAAGAGAGCGACAACGCUAAGACGGCAGACUUCCAGGCCAAGUUGAAGGAUCUGAAAAGCAUUGUCGACCCUGCACUCAAGCGCAUGAAGGAAUCCACUGACCGACCCGCGCGUAUCAAGUUGCUUCAAGACAUGAUCAAGAACGCCGAGUCCAUGAAGCAGCUAAUUGAGGGUCAAAUCAAAUCCGACGAGGACACCUACUCCUCUGCCCUCUCUGCCUCGAGCACCUCUACCGAGCAAACAGAGACCAGCUCCUCCACUCCUGCCCCAGCUGCCUCUGGCGAUGAUUCUCUGGACGACCUUGAUGAUGACUCCUACUCCUCUUCGUCUUCCAAGACCUCUACCAAGACUGCUGUUGCAGCCAAGCCUACCGGCCCCAAGUACGCCCUCUUCACACCUACCGAUCUCUCCUCCCUUACCGAGAUCUACGAUUCUUCCAAGCUGUGGGUUGAUGAAAAGCUCGCACUGCAAGAGAAGCUCACCGAGUCCGAUGACCCAGCCUUGACGGUUGUCGAUAUUGACUCUCGUCUGCGUGAGUUUGAGCGUGUUUUGAACCGCAUGUAUGAGCGAAUGACUGCUGCUUCCAAGAAGACCAGCUCCAAGAAGACUAAGAGUAAAGAGAAGAAGCCGGAAGCUGAGAAGGCUAAGGGCAAGGAGAAGGAGAAGGCCAAGUCCACAGACGACACCCGUAAGGAUGAGCUGUGA
This is a messenger RNA of Penicillium manginii, 2889 nucleotides long. Its product is annotated as Hsp70 family protein. Bases 1 to 2889 code for a protein of 962 amino acids. The record is from RefSeq and is a predicted model, not a curated record. Gene Ontology annotation, molecular function: ATP-dependent protein folding chaperone; ATP binding. Gene Ontology annotation, biological process: cellular response to hypoxia; negative regulation of hypoxia-induced intrinsic apoptotic signaling pathway; endoplasmic reticulum unfolded protein response. Gene Ontology annotation, cellular component: endoplasmic reticulum chaperone complex. Lineage: Eukaryota; Fungi; Ascomycota; Eurotiomycetes; Eurotiales; Aspergillaceae. The transcript is spliced from 2 exons.